Engraulis encrasicolus (European anchovy) is the source of this 2705-nucleotide messenger RNA. RefSeq names its product drebrin 1 (gene dbn1). The record is from RefSeq and is a predicted model, not a curated record. Gene Ontology annotation, cellular component: postsynaptic density; actin filament; lamellipodium. Gene Ontology annotation, molecular function: actin filament binding. NCBI's taxonomy places the organism in Eukaryota, Metazoa, Chordata, Actinopteri, Clupeiformes, Engraulidae. The transcript has 15 exons. Gene Ontology annotation, biological process: positive regulation of axon extension; postsynaptic actin cytoskeleton organization; neuron projection morphogenesis. Bases 126 to 1826 code for a protein of 566 amino acids.
UGCUACUGCGCCGCGUCUCUUUGUUCCAGUGCUCGGUAGCUAUCUCUCGCCUCUCUCUCGGCAGUCUGCAGUCUCUCCUCCUCUGCCUUGCCUCACUGUGCAUCGGGCUGGAUUAAGCAGAAAGAAUGGCUGUCAACCUGACCGCGAACAGACCAGUCCUCCUGUCUGCGUACAGCGAUGUGAUCUCCGAGACGUCUCCUACUGACUGGGCUCUCUUCACAUAUGAGGACAACACAGAUAAUCUCAAACUCGUCUCCUCCGGAGAGGAGGGUCUGGCCGGCAUCACCCCUUUCUUUGACAAUGGCCGCAUCAUGUACGGGUUCCUGGGCGUCAAGGAGCCUGCCAGUGCCGUCCUCCCCCAGUACAUCCUCAUUAACUGGGUCGGCGAGGAUGUGGCAGACGUCAGGAAGUGCACCUGUGCCAGUCACGUGGCCACCAUCGCAGACUUCUUCCAGGGUGUGAACCUGACGGUGAAUGCCAGUAAUCUGGAGGACAUCGACCCGUCUGCCAUCAGCCAGAGACUGACCAAUGGGGCGGCCACCGGCACUGGUGCUGUCAUCAGCCGCCUGAAGGCCAAGGAGGAUGACAACAUGGCAUCCAACUUCCAGAAGGCCAACUCCGCCAUGGAGGUGCGCAACAUGAACUGGGAGCAGUUCUGGCUGAAGGCUCAGCGUGAGGAGGAGGAGAGGAAAGAGGAGGACAGGAAGAGGGCGCUGGAGGAGAGACAGAAAUUUGAGGAGGAGCGACAGGCCCUGGAGCAGAAGGAGCAGGCGGAGAGAGACAAGCGCUCCCGCGAGAGAGACCAGCAGAUCGAGGAGUGCAGGAGGAAGAGAGUGGAGGAGGAGGAAGAGAUGGAGAGAUCUAGGACGAGAAUUACUCCGGAGCCCGAGGAGCCAACCCUGGCGGACAAGAAGGAGGUGGAGGUGAGCGAGGCUGCAGCCAUCAUUGCACAGCGCACGUCAAACCCGCGAGACUUCUUCAGACAGAGGGAGAGGAGCAUGGCCUCCCCACACUCCCCCUCCGCCACCACCCCCAUCCAGAGGCCAGGCCGCGUGGAAAGCCCCUUUCUGUCUCAGCAGUGUUCCGCGAGCGCCUCACCUGUGUUGCAUCAGCCAGGUGUACCUGACGGCCUUUCCGAUGACGUGGCCCCCACCCCCCCUGCUACCCCCCCAGCUGUGUCCCAGCCCCCCCCUCCCAUACCCACCAUUGUCACCACCACCAUCCAGGACUCGGACCAACUGAGGGAGUGGGGUGAACCGGACCCCAACUCCCCCUCCUACAACAACACCCAGAUGGAGGACCAACCCUUCGGCUCCUCCACCACCACCACCACCACCGACCCCUUCGGAGACCCCUUCGGCGACACCUCCCGUGCCCCAGCAGUAGCCUCCCCCUCCUCCUCCUCCUCCUCUCCCUCCUACGGAGACGGCGGAGAGGAGGGGAGCGGAAGGAGGCCCAUGCCCCUGCUCAGCUUCGACGAGGCGCCCGGCGACAACAAGGGAGACUGCAGCCUGGUGGACCUGGUGUCCGGGCUGGACUCGGACGCCGGCCCACAGCAGACCUCCAGCUACCAGCAGGCCCUUCAGCACGCCUCCCUGGCCGGGCUGCAGGACCUCGACCUGGGGGAGGGCGGCGAGCAGGACGGGGGCUCCCCCCUGACCAUGACCAAUGGGGACUCCCAGCAGCAGCGGCAGGGUAAUGAUGGCUACUUCUCUCAUGAGAGCGGACACCAUGAGGACAACCUCCCCAAGAUGCCCAUGUACUCCACACCCCCUGCGAUUGACGUGACCUGCUGGGAUGCUGAUGGAGGGAUGGAUGAUGAUUAAAGGAGGAGAGUUGGAGGUGUCGCCGUGGUUACCGUACCUCUUCGCCAUGACGACGUCUCCAUGGCAGUCCAAACAACAACAACAACAACAAGCAUCUUGCAUCAAAACAAUAAGAGUAACAUUUUCAAAAACAACAACAACAAAAAAACGGAAUUAUAUUAUUUUAGAGGGAAACAAAAUACUUAAUUAUCCACCUGUGAAUGAUUUGGGGUAUUGUUAAAGAUGCCAGUGAGGUGAUGAGCUCUUGGUGUGUGUGCGCAUGUGUGUACGUGUGUGUGUGCGCAUGUGUGUGCGUGUGUGUGUGCGAGUAUGUACGUGCGCGUGUGUGUUUCUAUGUAUAUGUGUAUGGGUCAGAGAGAGACAACACAUAAUGUGUGUAUGCGUAUGUGUGUGCGUAUGUGUUCUAAUUUAUUUCAUUUUUCUCUUUUGCUAUGCAGAGUAGCGCCCCGUGCUAAUGUAUCGUAGCACUAACUUGUGUUGUAUGAAGAAAAAAAACCCAUUAGACUCCGUGUUACAAUCCAGAGUGCAGCACAGUAGCAAACAGAUACUCUCUCUCUGUGUCUUUUAUUUCUCUCUCCGUUUCCCCAUCUCUCCCUUUCCCCUUUUCCAUCAAUCCCUCCAUCACCACCUUCCCUUCCCUUCAUUACUCGGUCUUAAUGUAUCUCUCUCUCUCUCUCUCUCUCUCUCUCUCUCUCUCUCUCUCUCUCUCUCUCUCUCUCUCUCUCUCUCUCUCUCUCUCUCUCUCUCUCUCUGUCUCUCUCUCUCGUGUUAGACAUGCGACGCCUCUUGUGUCAGACAUGCGAAGUCUCUUCUGUCAGACAUGGACCCCCUGUACUGGUCUCUCUGUGGAUCAGUUGAAGAUCUCUCUGCAUGGCUGUC